This is a messenger RNA of Paramuricea clavata, 514 nucleotides long. The record is from the annotation of a GenBank genome assembly. NCBI's taxonomy places the organism in Eukaryota, Metazoa, Cnidaria, Anthozoa, Malacalcyonacea, Plexauridae.
AUGCCUUUUGAACCUUCAAGGCAGCAAAUAUUUUGCCGAAGUCAUGUCAUGUUGAAGCGAAACUCGUACAGCUGCAUCUCUACUGUGUAUUAUAGCAAUCACACAGCAACGUUUAAUGUAGAGCUUAUCGCUUUACAUGGUGAUGUGUCUCCUAAUCCUGGACCGGUAACUGAUAAUACUACAAACAACAGCGCAGAAAGAGAAGUAAGGUAUCCUAAGUUCUCGUUUGAGUCCAAAGGACUUCGACUUGGCCAUCUAAAUGUUAGAUCACUCCCGAGACACCUGGACGAGAUUAAAGCUUUGGUUUGUUUAAAUAAUGUGGAUAUCUUCGCAAUGAGUGAGACAUGGUUAAACUCUACUUGGAACGAUUGUGAACUGAGUGUUGACAACUACACGAUAUAUCGAUUGGACCGAACUGGUAGUUCAACCUCGAGGAGUUCAAGCAAGGGCGGUAGUGUAGCAGCUUAUGUGAAGAACUCACUUCAUCCUCGCCGUGUCAAUUAUUCAGACUCAG